UAUAACUCCAGUGAGCAUUGAAAAAACUAUCACUACAAAUAUAACCCAAACCCAAAACCAUUAUGUCGCACAUACUCGCGUCAAAACUCGAUUGCCAAUGCGGCGGAAAAAGCAGUCCCAUCGACUCGGUUAUAGCACCGAUUACUCAGGAACUAAAGUGCAUGCAGAUGGUUCUCAGAAAGGUGAGGCGUAUGCAGAUGAUCGAACUUAUCCGAAGGGAAACGGAGAUGUAUGAGACUGAGUUGAGGGCUCUGAACCUCUCCAUUUGGUCUGAAGUUGGUCAUCGCAGCUGCAAAUGACCCAUAAGGAAGUUCCGGAUGUCCAAUAUUCAGUUAGGACUUUUCUCUUGCCGAAAAGUUGAGCUUCUUCGAAAGAAGUUCGAUUUCCGAAGUUUAGUUAGCAUCAGUUUAAAAUUAAGAUUCAUAUGCAUUUUCUUACCAAGUGUUUUUCCAAAACUUAAAAAUAUUUGUGUUUUAGAUAUCUUGAUUGGAGAAAAAUAUAUAAUGUCAUAACAAUGUCAAAAAUGUAAUAAAAAUAUAUAAUCAUGCUGA
This is a messenger RNA of Drosophila subpulchrella, 551 nucleotides long. RefSeq lists its product as uncharacterized. The record is from RefSeq and is a predicted model, not a curated record. Bases 63 to 299 code for a protein of 78 amino acids. The transcript has 2 exons. NCBI's taxonomy places the organism in Eukaryota, Metazoa, Arthropoda, Insecta, Diptera, Drosophilidae.